AUGGACUUCGACGACAUUGGCAGCAAGCUUGCCAACCUCACCAUGUACGACGUCAAGUCGCUCUAUCGCCAGGCGCGCAACUAUGCGCUCAACGUGAGCGAGAUCGAGGCCAAGGUGGACGAGGCCACCAACGACGAUCCAUGGGGCGCCAGCUCCACGCUCAUGCAGGAGAUCGCGCAGGCCACCAACAACUUCCAGGACUUCAACGAGAUCAUGCCCACCAUCUACCGCAGAUUCAUGGAGAAGGAGGCGCGCGAAUGGCGCCAGAUCUACAAGGCGCUCCAGCUGCUCGAGUAUCUCGUCAAGCACGGCUCGGAGCGCGUCGUCGACGACGCCCGGUCCCACCUCGCCACCAUCAAGAUCCUGCGCAACUUCCACUACAUCGAUGAGAAGGGUAAGGACCAGGGUAUCAAUGUGCGCAACCGUGCGAAGGAGCUCGCCGAGAUGCUCUCCGAUGUCGAUCGCAUCCGUCAGGAGAGGAGGAAGGCGCGCACCAACAAGACCAAAUACACUGGCGGCGGCAACGGCGAAUUCGUGCCCGGUAGCGGCACCGGUCGCUACGGCGGCUUCGGCAGCGACAGCUACUGGGCUGGUGGUGGAGCUGGUGCCGGUGCUGGCAGCUCCAGUGGCGGUGGCGGAGGCGGAGCGGCUGCUCGAGAGAGCUUCGAGGAGUACGAUGCAGGAGACUUUGAAGAGACGCCUUCCAGCCGUCCACAGCCUAGCUCGAGCACCACACGCGGUGCAUCGUCGCGCACCACCCAGCCACCCAAGAAGGAAGCGCCCAAGGUGGCUGACCUGUUCAGCUUUGACGACGACGACGAGCAAGCUGCCGCUCCCGCCAUCCCCGCGUCUGCCACCCAAACCUCCGCAGCAGCUGCCACCAACGAUGGAUUCGGCGAUGACUUCGACGACUUCCAGGCCGCACCUGCUGCUCCUGCCGCUGCUCCUGCCAGUAAAGCCCCCGCGGCUGCUGCUCAGCCCCCAGCGGCCUCAUUCGACUUUUUCGACACGGCUAAGCCCUCUGCGCCAGCCGGAGCAGCGUCCAAGGCGGCCGUCGGCAAUGUCAUGGCUCCAUCGCAGCCCGCACAGCCAGCCGUCCAAGCCCAGCGUCCUGCUGCGGCCACCAACACGUCGUUCAACUUUGACGAUCUGUGGGCGGCGUCUUCUGGCAAGUCGAGCGCUGCUGCCGGCAAGCAGAAGAUGUCGAUGGCCGAGAUGGCGAAGAACCAGAGCUCGAGCGCUCUCUUCGCCUCGACGUCCUCGGCUGCGUCGUCGCAGCCCGCCGCGCAGCAGCAGAAGAAGGAUAUCUUUGACCUUCUCUAG
Moesziomyces antarcticus is the source of this 1323-nucleotide messenger RNA. RefSeq names its product ENTH-domain-containing protein. The transcript has a single exon. Gene Ontology annotation, cellular component: clathrin vesicle coat; plasma membrane; endosome. The coding region runs from base 1 to 1323 and encodes 440 amino acids. Gene Ontology annotation, molecular function: phospholipid binding; clathrin binding. The record is from RefSeq and is a predicted model, not a curated record. NCBI's taxonomy places the organism in Eukaryota, Fungi, Basidiomycota, Ustilaginomycetes, Ustilaginales, Ustilaginaceae. Gene Ontology annotation, biological process: Golgi to endosome transport; endocytosis.